AUGUUGACCUUCCUCAAGUCCGCUGGUGUUCGUGUUUCGGUCGCGACUGCUGCAGAGCCAGCCAAGGUCGAGAAGGCGGAUCUUGAAGUUGCCCCCGCGGCUCUGGUGCCAGAUGCAUCUCCUGCCGCAGACGUUGCUUCCAUUCAUUCAGCCAACUCAUCCUCUUCCUUGCAUUCAUCUGCUUCGAAAUCCUCCCACACAGAUGCCUAUGGAGUACCCUCUCAUCCGGGUACUCCUCAAGUAGUCAGCCGGUCGUUCACGCCUGUGCAGCCCACGUCUGCGAACUUGCCACAGUCAUCUGCGCAGUCGCUUUUAGUACCUCCUAGCCCAGGGCAAGGUCCCGCUGCUGAAUCCGUGGGUAACGCGACCCCAGGCGUGCUGGGUGCAAAUCCUUAUCCUAGUGCUAAGACCGGGAAGGACCCUCAUCGUUUCUCAUUCCGUUCAUUUUCCUUCUUGCGCUCCGAGUCAAAACUUAAUCAGCCGGAGCGCAAGCCUUCCCGGCACUCCGAACCUAUUCACCCACAGCCUCACACGCUAUCCAAGGCGCAUGAAAAAGAGAAGAAAUCACGUGCUAGCAAGGCAUUCACGAUUCGUGCGCUGCAGUCCAAGACUUCUGAUAGGCGUGCCAGAGACACCGCAGUCAUGGUUCGUUCCGUCAUCGUGGGGGAUCAUGAAAUGGUGGAUGGCAGAACAAAGAGGUCAAAGCCACUCUCUAAAUCUGACCUAGCGCGCGUCAAAGCGCAGCUUCUCGAGCCAAAAUCCGCCAGCAAGAUCAUUGAUCACCUGCACGCAAUGUCUGCAUCAUCAGCAGAUACAAGGUCCACUAAUACUGGGCCAAUCCAUGCAGUGUGUCUUGACUCGAUCGACAAAGAAAUCCACGAGCAACACUUUGUACAGCUUGGUUCGGUUGCUACUGCAACAGCAACUGCAGUAUCUAACGCGUUGGUCAACGUGCACCUCGUCGACCUUCUCACUGCCUCGGACAUGGGUUUCGGUGCGCCAGCAUCAUCGCCGGGAUUACUGGCAGGUGCCGUUCCCAGCGCAGAAACUAUCAUUGAUGGCCUCCAGCAAAUAACCCCGCAGUUACUUGCGCUUGGUUUUGCAACAAGCAAGGCAAUUCUGCCGGAUCACAAGGGUGUUGUCGUGCCUACAGAUCGUCUUUCUGUUCUGACGUACUGGUGGGGUUUUGAAGUCUGCAUGCCGCCUCCCACAAUUGAGCACCUCGGUGCAGUCGCCUCUCCUGGUACUGCCUUGCUCAAUUUGCUGACUGCAUUGUCGAUCGUCAGCCCCGGAGUCCGUGAGGUAUUGCCGUUCGUUCGCUAUAUCGCUCAGUUCGUGCAAACCGAGUGGCAUAUGAUCAAGGCAGCCGAUAAGGGUAAAGGAGUUGUCUGCUGCGCUACCUGGAUCAUGCCAGCAGCGAUGGUUCCUCGUUCAUGGGAUUUCCCUGACCCGCCUCCUGCAACUAUUGUAGUUGCCCCAGGGGCAAACCUUGCGCCCACUGCGUCGAGGCCUGCUACAAUUGCUGCUACGCCUAAGCCUUCUGUUGAUGUACCGCGCGCCUCGUCUACGUACUCUAGCGAAACUGGCGAAGAAGGGGCACGACACGGGAUAUCAAGUGACCCUCCUGUUCUACCAGAGCUCAAAGUCAGCUCCCCUGCGUCGAACGAAGGUACAACUUCCAUCGACCUCCCAGUCCACAAGCCUUCUGCAGAUGUACCCAGGGAUGCUGAUUCCAUUGCUCUUUAG
This is a messenger RNA of Suillus subaureus, 1746 nucleotides long. RefSeq lists its product as uncharacterized. Lineage: Eukaryota; Fungi; Basidiomycota; Agaricomycetes; Boletales; Suillaceae. The record is from RefSeq and is a predicted model, not a curated record. The transcript is spliced from 3 exons. The coding region runs from base 1 to 1746 and encodes 581 amino acids.